Hylaeus volcanicus is the source of this 13111-nucleotide messenger RNA. It is a transcript of the gene Dnah3, whose product is annotated as dynein axonemal heavy chain 3. Gene Ontology annotation, cellular component: dynein complex. The transcript is spliced from 12 exons. Bases 2 to 12289 code for a protein of 4095 amino acids. Gene Ontology annotation, biological process: microtubule-based movement. Gene Ontology annotation, molecular function: ATP binding; dynein intermediate chain binding; minus-end-directed microtubule motor activity. NCBI's taxonomy places the organism in Eukaryota, Metazoa, Arthropoda, Insecta, Hymenoptera, Colletidae. The record is from RefSeq and is a predicted model, not a curated record.
UAUGCCAUUAUUAUGUAUUGUAUACAAUGUAUCUAAUAUUCUUUAUAUGUUGAUUUGUAGAAUCAUGAAUAUAAAGAAACAUGAUAAAGAUUUUACUCAAAUACCAUGGAUACCAACAGUCAAAUCUGUACAGGAAUCAUCAGAAUUAUUACCUUGUCAACAAGUAACAAAAAAGCAGAAAUGUUCAAGAGAUCAUUCAUGGACAAAAAUCACAUCAAAGAAACAUUUAAAUAGAUAUAUAAAAUUGUCAGAAGAUGUUGGAAGUACAUUUACAUCUACAAUAUACCAACUUCAGAAAAAGAAUUCAAUAAAACAAAAAAAGCUCUUAAAGGAGAGGUCUUUUACAUUUGAACACAAUCUUACAUACCCACCUUGGGAAUAUUAUAAAAAUUAUAAAGAAAAUGUACAACGAAGAACUACAAAAGAGAGUAUGCAAUGGUUACCAAAUAAUAUUGUUAGUUUGAGAGAUUUAGCUGAUGGUACAUGGCUAUGGAAAAAAGCUCAAGAACAAGUUACUAAAAUUUUUAAAAAAGAUGGGAAGCUUAAAAAAUUGAAGGAAAUGAAGCAAGAAAGAGGCUUUUUACCAGAAAAGAGGAUUUAUCGACAAAUUGAAGCAGAAAUUCCGAUAUCGAUAGAGGAACAAAGAGAUAUUUUAUUUAAAGAAAUUAAUGAAAGACAAAAACUAUUAGCUACAAGAGAAGAUAAUGAGAUAAUUUGUUUAAGUAACGGGGGAAUUACCGACGAUGAAUUAAGUUAUUAUGACAUUAAUCAACUUGAAAAAGCAAAGAAAUAUAUUACUGGUAGAUUGCGAAAUCGAGAAAAUUUUGAUGAACACAUAGAACAGUUGAAAUUAGAAAUUAUUGAUAUUUAUAAACAAUAUCUUCAGUAUACUAUACUUGAUUGUAUUAUUUUGGAUAUUGAUGAAGGAAGAAGGUUACGCAUUGAACAAUCACCUGUGGAAUACCCAGUUUUAAUUAUACGUGCACCUCUUCCUUGGCAUCAAUCUAAAUUAUUAGCUGAACAUUUCAUGCUACAUAAUCUAUUUAUUGGGAAUGAAAUACUGAUAGAUAUUCAAGAUUUAUAUUUCUUUAAAUAUCAAGAUAUGAUGAUAUUCAGCAUUGAAGACAUAGGAAAUCUUCCUAUUUCAGCAUUUGACAUAGAAAGUAAAGUAAAUUUAUUAUGCGAUAAAGCAAUGAAUAAACUUAUUAAAGAAUGGUUGGCUGAUAUUGCUGAAAUUUUUCUGGAAAAAAAGUGUACUUGGUCUUGCUUAGUUGAGGAGCACUAUAAUGCAUCUACAGCAUUGAUCGAAAGAUACUUUUUAAGUGUAAAUACUCUUUUAUCUAAACAAUUACGAAUGAUAGUAAUGAAGACACUGAAUCAUAUCAGAGAAUUUUUUAUGGAAUACAGCAAUGGAAAUAAUUUCGAAGGUGAUUAUAAAGAUCUCAUGUUCUUCAAGCCACCUUUUCUAACAAUAAUAGUUGAACCAGAACUUGGUACACCUUAUUUACAUUGCAAACCAAGUAUUCCAGAAGUACGUAUGAUAAUUUCCCAAUGCAUUGAUAAAAUCAUCACAGUUGCAACAUUAAUUCCAAAAAUUGAGACUAUGUUAUUUCCUGAAUUAGAGAAGAAGGAUUUCUUGUUUUCUGUAUCACGGAAUGAACAGGAGGUUUUACGGAUAAUCACUGAUAUAUUAGAUGUUAUCAGUGCUCAUAUCAUGGGUCCACAAAUUUAUUUAAAGUGUUAUGAAAAUUUAUUGUACAUUAUAGACGGACAAGCAAAAAAAAGUUUAGAUAAAUUUUUUAUGACGGAACCAAUGCCAUUUCUACGCGAAUUCGAGCAAAAAAUAAAGGGUUACGAUAUGCUUAGAAAAGAAAUUACUAUAUUUCGUAAUAAGGUUCCUCUCAAUAUGAUAGAAAUCGAUUGUACAUUUGUAAACGAUGCGCUAAGACAAGUUCUUUAUGAUCUUCGCACGCAAAUUUGUGAUUUCUUUGCAAAUGAGUUGCGUUCAAAUAAUCGUGAUUUGUGCUCAAACUUUGACACGAUAGCAGAAAAUAUUUCAAAAAUGCCCGAAAAAACGCAAGAAGUCGUCGAAUUGUAUAGCUACUUAUGCGAAAGUCGAGAUUCGACUAUGUUCAAUAUGAAGAGACAAUUGGCACGUUCUAUCGAAUUACUGUUAUUCCUUUUUGAUUACCAACCACCGACGAACGAGGACAUUCAAUUAAACUCUCGCACCAUUACAUGGCCGAAAGAAAUGGAAACUGUUAUGGAGUUAGCCAAUACGAGACUAAAUAUGAGAAAAGAAUUCCUUGAAGAACUCCUGCGUAUAAAGAAAGACACUUUCGAACAAAAAAUACACAACAUGCAAUUAGCAAUCGAUCAAUUUAAAAAGAAGGAUCCACCGGUGUUAACAAUCGAAGAGAUGACGGAAGUGACAAAGGAAGCCGAGGAACUUUCUAAAGGAAUGGAGGAAAUCAGGAAGGAAGCCGAAGAGAUUAACGAAGAAGAGUCUUUAUUAGAUAUUGAAUUAAGCCCGUAUUUACCUUUGCCCGCCAUGUCUGCUAUGGUUAAUAUGUUAGAUACCGUUUGGCAUACCGCGUUAGAUUUUCAUACCAAUUUCGAUAAAUGGUACUACGGUCCUUUCGCGGGCCUUAAUGCGGAGGAAAUCAACGAAACAACUGAAAAUACUUGGCGAACUUUGUAUAGAUUGUCACGGCAACUAACCGAUGUUCCUGGCGCAAGACGAAUCGUAGAAAUGGUUCGUGGGAAGGUAGAAAAGUUCAAGCAACUUGUACCAGUGUUACAAAUCAUAUGUACACCUGGAUUGCAAAAACGCCAUUGGGAACAAAUCGGUAAAAUAGUUAACGUGGACAUAGUGCUUACGGAUACCAGCAACCUUUCCGACAUGAUAGAGUUUGGGUUACCGAUUCAUAUAAAUAAACUCGAAGAAAUAGCAUCUGCUGCCGUCAAAGAACACGCUCUGCAGCAAAAUUUAAUAAAGAUGAAGGAAGAGUGGUCUGAGAUAGCGUUCGAAUUAACGCCGUACCGCGAGACAGGCGUCUUCAUUUUAACAGCUGUGGACGACAUUCAAGUGUUACUGGACGAUCAUACUUUGAAGGCUCAGACCAUGCGAAGCUCCCCUUUUGUGAAAGCUUUCGAUUGGGAAAUGCAAGAAUGGGAAGACAAGUUACUAUUGAUGCAGGACAUUAUUGAUCAAUGGCUUACGUGUCAAGCAACGUGGAUGUACUUAGAGCCGAUUUUUAGUAGCGAAGAUAUUAUGCGUCAAAUGCCAACCGAAGCAAAUAAUUUCCGAAGAAUGGACAAGAUUUGGCGUGCCAUUAUGACAUACGUCGUCAAUAACAAACGGGUACUCGAUGCAACUUCUCUGCCAAAGAUGCUGGAGCAGUUUAAGCUUUGCAAUACAUUGUUAGACGAAAUUCAGAAAGGUUUGAACGAUUAUCUUGAGAAGAAACGCUUGUUCUUCCCAAGAUUCUUUUUCUUGUCAAACGACGAACUUCUUGAGAUACUCUCUGAAACUAAAGAUCCUCAAAGGGUGCAACCACACUUGAAGAAAUGUUUCGAAGGAAUAAACAAAUUACGGUUUACCAGCGAAGAAGAAAUUAUUGGAAUGUUGUCAGACCAAGAUGAAUACGUUCCUUUCAGUGGAAAGAUCUAUCCAGCCGAUGCUAAAGGUAUGGUCGAAAGAUGGUUGAGCCAAGUUGAGAAACUUAUGGUGACUUCUCUUCGCGAUAUCGCUGAGGAAAGCAUCAUUGCAUAUUUCACGACUGUUAGAGAAGAAUGGAUAUUCUCUUGGCCUAGUCAAAUAGUCAUUUGUGGUAGUCAGACCCACUGGACUAGCGAAGUUUGCGAGUCGUUCGAAAAUCAUUCUACUUCAGAAUAUUUGGAAAAGUGCAAUUCUCAAAUAGAGAAUGCUGUUACCCUGGUAAGAGGUAAAUUAGACCCAGGUGCAAGAAUAACGAUAAAUGCUUUGAUCGUAAUGGAUGUGCAUGCACGAGACGUCGUUCGGUUACUCAUCGAUAAGAAGGUGACCAACGUAAUGGAUUUCGAUUGGAUAUCACAGCUAAGAUAUUAUUGGUUGGAUAAUAGCAUUACCGUGUCAAUUAUUACAACAAACGUAGCAUAUGCUUUUGAAUAUCUUGGAAAUACGGCAAGACUGGUGAUAACACCGUUGACCGAUCGAUGUUACAGAACUUUAAUGGGUGCAUUAAAAUUAAAUUUUGGUGGUUCACCCGAGGGUCCAGCAGGGACUGGUAAAACAGAAACUGCAAAAGAUCUUGCGAAAGCUGUUGCCAAGCAAUGUGUAGUAUUUAACUGCUCGGACGGCCUCGACUACUUGGCGAUGGGUAAAUUUUUCAAAGGCCUCGCACAGUCUGGUGCCUGGUCUUGCUUCGACGAGUUUAAUAGAAUAGAAUUAGAAGUACUUUCUGUAAUUGCCCAGCAGAUUUUAUCAAUACAGAUGGCUAUAAGCAUGAAAUUAGAGAAAUUCCUGUUCGAAGGCACAGAAAUAAAAUUGGACCCCACGUGCUAUAUUAUUAUAACGAUGAAUCCCGGUUACGCUGGUCGUCAAGAACUACCCGAUAAUUUGAAAGUUUUGUUUCGUUCCGUAGCAAUGAUGGUACCGGACUACGCAAUGAUAGGAGAAAUCACUUUAUAUUCCUAUGGAUUCAUAGACGCCAAAAAUUUAGCUGAAAAAAUAGUUCAUACAUAUAAACUGUGCUCCGAACAAUUAAGCUCGCAGAAUCAUUACGAUUAUGGUAUGCGAGCUGUGAAGACUGUACUGGUUGCCGCUGGAAAUUUGAAAUUAAAGUAUCCAACGCAAAACGAGUCUAUGUUAGUUCUUCGAGCUAUCAUCGAUGUGAAUCUUCCGAAAUUCUUGGCGCAGGACGUUCCCCUGUUCAAUGGAAUCUACACAGACCUUUUCCCGGGUAUUGAAUUACCACAACCGGAUCGCGAUGAACUGAUAGAUUUGCUAAAGAUUGUUUUAGAAAAACGAAAUCUAAUAGCUACAGAUUGGUAUAUAGAGAAGAUAGUUCAAAUUUAUGAGAUGCUAUUGGUACGCCACGGAUUGAUGAUCGUUGGACGCACGUUAAGUGGAAAAACGCAGGCGUAUCAAGUUUUAGCGGAUUCGCUGGGCGAUUUAGCUGGCAAAAGACGAGCUGUUAUGAGAGAGUUUCAUACUGUUUAUAAAAUAAUCAAUCCGAAAGCUAUCACUCUGGAUCAGCUUUAUGGUAAUUUCGAUCCAGUGUCCCACGAAUGGAGCGAUGGUGUUUUGGCUAAUAUUUUCCGAGAAUUUGCACAAUCUUUCUCGGUAGAUCGUAAAUGGAUUGUGUUUGAUGGCCCUGUUGACGCAAUAUGGAUUGAGAGUAUGAAUACCGUGCUCGAUGACAAUAAAAAACUUUGUUUGAUGUCAGGAGAAAUUAUAUCAAUGUCAAACAAAAUGAAUAUGAUAUUUGAACCGGCUGACUUAGAGCAUGCUUCGCCAGCUACUGUUAGCAGAUGUGGAAUGAUUUAUAUGGAACCAUCUCAGCUUGGCUGGAAUCCAUUAUUUGAAGCCUAUAAAAGAUAUCUUAAAAACAAGUUACUUUUCGAGCAGUGUGAACUUGUCAUAGAAUUGGUCGACUGGUUAACAGAGGCAGUUCUGUUUUUCAUGAAACGCUAUUGUAAAACAUUCAUAGAAAUGUCUGAGCUUCAUAUGUUUCUGUCUUUUACAAGACUUCUCACAACAAUGUUGGAUGAAGAGACACAAGUCAGUACGGUAUGGCUUCAAUGCAUUUUGCUAUUCAGUAUAGUUUGGGGGAUGUGCUCAACAUUAACGGGUGAGAGCAGAAAGAUUUUCGAUGUUUAUUUAAGAAAAUUAUUACUUGGUAACGAUGAUGAACAUCCCAGACCGAAAGCAUUUAAAUUGUCAAAACAACAGCUUUUCCCUGAUAAGGGUACUGUCUAUGAUUACGUAUAUGACAAAAGAAAUAAUGGUUGUUGGAUAUCGUGGACAGACCCAACCCUACAGAUGUCUUUAUUAAGUGACGUGAAAUCUAGCCGACUGAUCAUACCAACUACCGAAGUAAUCAUCCAGAAUUUCUUCUUAACGAACCUGCUUUAUAGAACGAUACCUGUCUUAUUUGUGGGACCUACCGGUACUGGGAAGUCCGUUGUCAUUUUAGAUUAUCUGGAAUCAUUAAACAGAGACAAAUACAUAGAAAAUGUUAUAAACUUCAGUGCUUGUACUACUGCUUUUCAAACUCAAGAAAUGGUGAUGUCCAGAUUGGAUCGUAGAAGGAAGGGGGUUUACGGUCCGCCGAUGGGGAAGAAAUGUAUACUUUUCGUCGAUGACCUAAGCGUGCCACAGAAAGAAAUCUACGGCGCUCAGCCACCAAUAGAACUUAUUCGUCAAUGGAUUGACCAUGGGCAUUGGUUCGACAUACACGACACGACAAUGUUACACUUGGUGGACAUGUUCUUAAUUUGUGCCAUGCUGCCACCCGGAGGAAGUUCGAACGAAGUCACACCUAGGUUGACUCGACACAUGCAUAUAAUUGGCAUCGAUUUGUUUCAAGAAACGACAAUGAUGCAAAUUUUCUCCGCGAUCCUCGAAUCGCAUUUUGCGAAAGGUUUUCUUCCAGAAGUCUCGAGAUUGGGAAAAAUGGUCGUGCAAGCUACCAUGGACAUAUAUUUUGCUGCUAUUAAAAAUUUUUUGCCUACCCCAGCGAAAAGUCAUUAUACCUUCAAUUUACGCGAUUUUAAUCGUGUUAUCAAAGGUAUACUUCUGGUGCCAGCUUCCAGAAUGCAGGAUCCGGACAAGUUGAUCAGACUAUGGAUUCAUGAAGUAUAUAGAGUGUUCCAUGAUAGAUUAGUGGAUGACAUCGAUCAGGAGGUUUUAUUUAAAAUGGUCCAGUUCACGUGCUACGAUCAAUUGCGACAACCAUUGGAAAAAGUACUCGCUCGACUGUUAAAAGACGGAGAGAAAGAAAUCAACAGUUCUCAUAUUCACGAUUUGUUCUUUGGUAAUUAUAUUGAGCCCGAUGCUGACCCGAAAAUAUAUGAUGAAGUGACAGAUCUAGAAGAUUUAAGACAAAAAAUGGAUUAUUACUUAAUGGAGUAUAACAUGCUCUCAAAGACACCGAUGUCUUUAGUCCUGUUUAGAUAUGCCGUCGAUCAUAUUUCUCGUAUUUCGCGAAUACUGUUACAAGAAAGUGGUCACGCGCUUCUAGUAGGGAUAGGCGGAUCGGGUAGAAGCUCUUGCGCCAAGUUAGCAACCAGUAUGUGCGAAUAUCUGAUUUAUCAAAUAGAAAUGACGAGAACCUAUGGAUUCACCGAAUGGCGAGAAGACAUGAAGAAUUUAUUGCUACGCGUAGGUUGCGAUGGAAAGUCCACUGUCUUUCUUUUCGGCGAUCAUCAGAUCAAACAAGAAACUUUCGUCGAAGAUGUAAAUAUGAUUCUAAACACUGCUGACAUACCUAAUUUAUACAACACCGAGGAGAUGGCUGAGAUUUUAGAUAAAAUGACGAAUCUUGGACGCGAGGCUGGUGGGAAAAGAGGUGAAAUCACGCCAAUGAUUCUUUAUAGCUUAUUUCUCGAAAGAAUCGUAAAGAAUUUACACUUGAUUAUAACUAUGUCACCAAUAGGGAACGCGUUCAGAAAUCGUUUGAGAAUGUUCCCUUCUCUAAUUAAUUGUUGUACCAUUGAUUGGUACACCGUCUGGCCAGAAGACGCUUUAGAAAGGGUAGCACGAACGUCGUUACAAAAUUUAAACAUCGAUCUGGACUUACGAGAAAAAUGUGUCCAUAUUUCUAAGAACUUCCACACAAGCAUUACUCGGGCUAGCGACGAUUAUUUUAAGACUCAAGGUAGGAGAUAUUAUACGACACCAACCAGUUUCUUGCAGCUAAUCAAAUUGCUGUGUACAUUGUACGAUCAGAAAAUUGAUGAAAUUACUUUGCAGCAAAAUCGAUACGAGACAGGUUUAGAGAAAUUAGAUUUCGCAGCAGGUGAGAUAGCUGUAAUGAAAGAAGAAUUGCAAGCGUUACAACCGAAAUUGUUGGCCCAAUCCGAAUUGAGUAAUAAACUGAUGAUCAAGAUAGAACAGGACACCAUUAACAUAGAAGCAAGGAAAGAAGUCGUCGCCGCCGAAGAAGCUUUAGCAAAUGAAGCGGCAGCUGCCGCGCAAGCUAUAAAAGACGACUGUGAAAGUGACUUGGCUGAGGCUACACCCGCAUUGGAAGCUGCUUUAGCGGCACUGGACACCUUGAAACCAGCUGACAUCACUAUCGUACGGUCCAUGAAAAGUCCACCAGCGGGCGUGAGAUUGGUAAUGGAAGCUGUUUGCGUUUUGAAAGGAGUGAAACCUGAGAAAGUCCAAGACCCAGCAACUGGUCAGGUUACGGAAGACUAUUGGCCGGCCUCCAUAAGAGUGCUUGGCGACAUGAAAUUCCUCGAGAGUUUGAAAAACUUCGAUAAAGACAACAUACCGCCGGCAUACAUGAAACGGAUCCGCGAAAAAUUUAUAAACGACAGAAGUUUCCAGCCUGAAGCCAUUAAAAAGGUUUCCACUGCUUGCGAGGGUCUCUGCAAGUGGGUGCGAGCCAUCGAGGUGUACGAUCGCGUGAUUAAAGUUGUCAAACCGAAACAAGCGAUGCUCGCGGAAGCGGAAGCUGCUCUCGCCGCGCAAAUGGAAGCGCUGAACGCUAAAAGAGCCCUUCUUCAGGAAGUUACUCAGAAGUUGCAGUCUCUGAAUGACGAAUUCGCUGAAUGCAUGAGGGAAAAGAAGAAACUCGAAGACCAGAUCGCCUAUUGCAUGCAGAAACUGGAAAGAGCGGAAAAGCUGCUAGGUGGCUUAAGCGGAGAAAAAAAUAGAUGGAGUAAUACGGCCGUUGCACUAGGCGAAAGUCUAUAUAACGUUAUCGGAGACGUUUUAUUGUCUUCGGGUGUGGUUGCUUAUUUGGGAGCUUUCACUAUAGAAUAUAGAAAUAGUUUAAUCGCACAAUGGCAUUCCUCUUGUAUGAAAGCUGGGAUCCCCUGUGGAGCAAAAUUUAGUUUGAUAGAUGUUUUAGGGAGACAAGUGGAAAUCAGAGCGUGGACGAUUUAUGGUUUACCAGCGGAUAAUUAUUCCGUGGAGAAUGGCAUAAUCGUGAAAAACGCUGAGCGAUGGCCGCUUAUGAUCGAUCCGCAAAAUCAGGCAAAUAAGUGGGUGAAGAAUAUGGAAAGGGAAAACAAGUUGAUAGUCAUUAAGCUCUCUGAUCCAAAUUACGUGAAAAUUGUGGAGACUUCCAUACAGCUCGGUAUUCCUAUUUUGUUGGAAAAUAUUUUGGAAGAAAUAGAUGCGAUAUUAGAACCCGUGCUUCUCAAAAACGUCUACAAGGAACGUGGUAUUUUGUAUAUGAAAUUCGGAGAAAAUGUCAUUGAAUACAAUUCCGAUUUUCGAUUCUAUAUCACGACACGUUUACGAAAUCCACAUUAUUUGCCAGAGGUAGUGGUGAAAGUGACGUUGCUGAAUUUUAUGAUUACUCCCCAAGGACUCGAAGAUCAGUUAUUAGGUAUCGUUGUUGCCAAAGAAUUACCUGUUCUCGAGGAAAGGAAAAAUCAAUUGAUCGUCGAAGAAGCGAACAACAGGAAGGUACUAGAAGAAAUCGAAAAUAAAAUUUUGGAGGUUUUAUCCGCAUCAGAAGGUAACAUUCUCGAGGAUGAAACGGCGAUUACAAUAUUAUCGACUUCGAAGAUACUAUCAGAAGAUAUUCAGGCAAAGCAAAAGAUAGCUGCUAAAACAGCGAUAGAAAUUGAUCACGCUCGUAAUGGAUAUAAACCUGUCUCGGAGCAUGGUUCUGUUCUUUUCUUUUGCAUUUCCGAAUUGACAAAUAUCGAUCCUAUGUAUCAAUAUUCUUUAGUAUGGUUCAUUCACCUUUAUGUAAUGGCGAUAGCCAAUAGCGAACAGUCUAAAGUUCUAACGAGUCGAAUAAAAAGCUUGAACGAGUAUUUUACCGCUAGUAUUUACAGAAAUGUAUGCCGUUCUUUAUUCGAGAAGGACAAACUAAUAUUUUCUUUCGUUUUGUGCAUUGGUUUAUUACGCGCUGCUGCAAAAGUAGACGAAGAUCUUUGGACAUUUUUAUUAACAGGCGGUGUAGCUUUGGAAAAUCCAUAUCCCAAUCCUGACCCGUCUUGGUUGACGGAGAGGUCUUGGUCUGACGUAGUUAAAGCUACCAACUUGCGUGGACUUGAGAAAUUGAAAGAAUCCUUUCAGAUGCGCACGUCACAGUGGAAGACCUAUUAUGACUUGUCGAAUCCUCAAGAAAAUCCUUUUCCGCACCCGUUUGAGCAGGAAACCGAAAGUCUAAAGAAGCUUGUAAUACUCAAGUGUAUAAGGCCGGACAAAAUCGUGGUUGCUGUGCGGAUGUUCGUUAUACAUCAUAUUGGAAAAUUUUUCGUAGAACCUCCAACGUUUGAUCUUCAAGCGUCUUACAACGAUUCCAGCAAUGUAACCCCUCUCAUUUUUAUUCUUUCACCUGGGUCCGACCCAAUGGCAGGAUUAAUAAGAUUCGCAGAGAAUUACGGAAUAUCCAAAAAGAAUCUCAUGACAAUAUCGCUUGGACAAGGCCAGGGUCCUAUAGCAGCAAAUAUGAUAAACACAGGAAUUGCAAGCGGCGAGUGGGUGGUACUUCAGAAUUGUCAUUUGGCGGUUUCCUGGAUGAAUGAACUAGAUAGAAUCUGUGACGAAAUUAUCUUACCGGAAACUACGCAUCUUAAAUUCCGAUUAUGGUUGACCAGUUAUCCAUCGAAUGACUUUCCAAUUUCCAUUUUGCAAAAUGGAGUGAAGAUGACCAACGAGCCUCCGAAGGGGUUGAAGAAUAAUUUAUUAAGAAGCUAUCUAAACGAUCCAAUAUCAGACACGACAUUCUAUAACAGCUGCAGCAAGAUAUUUGCUUGGAGAAGCCUCCUUUUUUCUUUAUGCUUCUUUCAUGCAGUCAUUCAAGAGAGACGGAAUUUCGGACCAUUAGGUUGGAACAUACCUUAUGAAUUUAAUGAAUCAGACUUGCGCAUAAGUAUUUUACAAUUGCAGCUUUUCUUAAAUGAGUAUGAAGAAGUACCUUUUGAUGCUCUUCUCUAUUUGACGGGCGAAUGCAAUUACGGCGGUCGUGUAACCGAUGACAAAGACAGACGUUUGUUAAAUUCAUUGCUUCAACAAUUUUACAAUCCUGAUGUUAUCACCAACCCAGAGUACUGUUUUUCACCAAGUUGUACGUAUCGCAUGCCACCAAGUACAAAUCACCAAGGGUGUUUAGAAUAUAUUCGUAGCUUGCCAAUGGACCAGCUACCGGAGGUUUAUGGUUUGCAUGAAAACGCAGAUAUAACAAAAGAUAAUCAAGAAUCAAUGCAAUUACUCGAAGGUGCUCUGGUGACUCAAACGCAUAUCAUUGGAGUUGGAGUUGAGAAAGACAUUGAUGCGGUGGUCUUUAAUUUAUGCGAUGAUAUUUCGUCAAAAAUGCGGCCAGCGUUUAAUGUUUUAGAAGUAUCCAAGAAGUAUCCAGUACUUUAUAUGAAUAGUAUGAACACAGUCCUUCGACAAGAACUUAUUAGAUUUAACGAGCUUAUUAAAGUAAUCAAGGAUACUCUAGCAAAUGUACAAAAAGCCAUCAAGGGUUUAGUUCUAAUGUCUCCUGAAUUAGAAGAAGUAUUCUUGAGCAUGAGUAUUGGCAAAGUACCUGAGGCUUGGAAUAAAAAAUCGUAUCCCUCGUUAAAGCCAUUAGGAAGCUACGUUAAUGAUUUAAUAGAUAGGCUGGAAUUUUUCCAAAAUUGGAUAGAUAAUGAUGCGCCAAAUGUGUUUUGGAUAUCUGGCUUCUUUUUUACUCAAUCUUUUCUUACGGGUGUUUUACAAAACUAUGCACGCAAACAAAGGAUUCCAAUUGACCAUUUAGAUUUCGAAUUCGAGCUAACUGCAUUUGAAACUAAUGUUAAUACUGCCCCAUCCCAUGGAGUAUAUAUAAAGGGUUUAUUUUUGGAAGGCGCACGAUGGAAUAGAGAAUUGAAACGAAUCGACGAAUCGAAACCAAAAAUAAUGUUUGAUGUUCUACCUGUAAUAUGGCUGCAGCCAGGUAUAAAAACUGAGUUUGUUGUUAAACUCGUAUAUCAUUGUCCUGUAUAUAAGACAAGCGCAAGACGUGGUGUUUUGGCAACAACCGGUCAUUCUUCAAAUUUUGUAUUAUACAUUAUGCUUCCGACGCACAUUGACGAAUCCCAUUGGAUCAAGAGAGGAACAGCAUCCUUGUGUCAACUAGAUGAUUAAACUAUUGGAAUAUAUUGCGAUGAUUACGGUAGACGUAAAUUCAGCAGGCCAUUGAAAGCUAUCGAGGCAGUAACCCCUCAUACCGGUUAUCUACUCUGAUACUCUAUUUCCCGUCUCUUCAGACAAACUUGCGAACACGCGUUCUCUAUCUCUUAAGUAUAUCAAUACUUAAUAAAACUCCGGCCCAUAUCAAGUUAAUCAAACAUUAACACACUCUUGAUUCCUGGUGCAAAAGAUCUUUUGUCCUAAUUUAGUAUGAAUAUAUUUUCUACGCAAUUUUAUUAUUUUGUAUUACUUUUAACAAAAAUUGUAUAAAAAAAUAAUGAUUAUAUUAAAAAUACAAAGCGGUAUUAAUAAAACUUUAUAAAAAACUGGAUGAUUGUAAAUUUAGUGAUGUAGGCGCUGAGCGAGGCACGUUUAGGUUUGACGCUACAAAAUUGUACUCUCGACUUAAAUGAAAUUAAUGGAAAAAAUCCUUGUUCGAGCAAGUACAUGUGUACAAAAGGUUAUUAAAAACUGUAAGACCUUACUAUUAGAAGCAUUUUAAUUCUUCGUUUGCAUAAUAUGCUUCUUUUGCCUUUUAAGAGUUCACGGACCCCCGGGUGCCCGAGGUCCUUGCGUGAAUAGGCUGAAAAGUAAUGCACACGGUCGAAUAUCUUGAAAAUGAGAAACAAAAAAAGAAUGAAAAUCAACUGAUUGACUGUAAAACGGUAUAUUUAUUUUUUUACAUGACCUCCUUUCGAUUCAGUACAUUUUCCCUAUAUUGGAAACAGGACUAGGAAAGAAGACAAAGUUACAUAUUGUCAAAUGUGUAUUUACAUU